AUGUCUCCCACCCAGCUUGAGCCAGUCAAGCUCAUCAGCCUUGAGGGUGAGUCUCAGUGCUAGCGCGUGCUCCAGAACAGCUCAAGUCAAAGAUGAAAACAAAUUGCGGAUUUUGCAGGACUGGCACUUUGAUGCCAAUGGCUACAACAAAAACUUGAAGACCUACUGAAACCAAAUGCUCAUGUUGAGGGCUCCUCCGUCUUUCCAGCAUCAAGCUCGAAGUGACCCUCAACGGCAACUUCAAAACACUCCUCCAGCAGCUCACGUGCUUCUAGACAUCUAAAUGACUGACAUGCCUCCUCGUACAGAAAUGCAGGGCUGCAUGGCCGCCGUCUACGAAUGGGCCGACAGCUACGACAGCAAAGACUGGGAUCGUCUAAGCAAAUGCAUCGCCCCAACCCUCCGCAUCGACUACCGUUCCUUCCUCAACAAGCUGUGGGAGAGCAUGCCGGCCGAAGAAUUCGUCAAAAUGGCUUCCGACCCCAACGUGCUCGGCGACCCGCUGCUCAAGACCCAGCACUUCAUCGGCGGCACCAAAUGGGAGAAGGUCUCCGACGACGAAAUCAUCGGCUACCACCAGCUCCGUGUCCCCCACCAGAAGUACACCGACGAGACCAUGAGCAAGGUCCUCGUCAAGGGCCACGCGCAUUCCUUCAACCUGCACUGGUACAAGAAGGUCAACGGCGUGUGGAAAUUCGCUGGCUUGAACCCGGAUAUCAGAUGGUUCGAAUACGACUUCGACAAGGUCUUUGCAAGCGGACGCGAUAGUUUUGGCGAGGAGGGCAAGAUGGCCGAGCAGGCUUCUGGUGGGUUGAACUUCGAUCAAGUGGUGGAUCCUUUGAUGUUGCAGGCUAAUACCAUUGUUCAAGGCAUUCCUCCAAGCACUUAG
Messenger RNA from Lecanosticta acicola, 889 nucleotides. NCBI's taxonomy places the organism in Eukaryota, Fungi, Ascomycota, Dothideomycetes, Mycosphaerellales, Mycosphaerellaceae. The record is from the annotation of a GenBank genome assembly.